CCUCAUACUUUGUUGCCCUCAGGGGAGACUUAGUGCUCCACCGCUGGACCCGGCGUCCUUUGGCGCAAGGUACCCAUUGUCGAACUAUUCCAGAUAUAUCUGUGGUCCAUAAUAUAUUUAUACGUAAAUUUCUCACCGCCAUCCAUGACUCAAGGCAACUUUUCUUUUCACCAUCGACGUUCUCCUUCCGGUUCGUGUGCCUCGAAGCUGAGAACAGUCCGGCCGGCACUACAUCGGAAAGGCACAUCCUUUGUGAAUCACUCCAUCUCGAAGCUGGGUGCAGGACACACCAGGCAUAGUGAAUCAGAUAACGAUUGUCAAUCCGAGAUGGCGGCCAGUUUUCUCAAUUUUUGUGCCAUGUGCGAGAGACAGAUUACUGUACCGGACAAUUCUCGCCUUUAUUGCAGUGAAAGUUGCCGUCGCAAGGACUCCCAUAAACCACUCUCAGCUUCCUUCACAUCGAAUCACACCAUGCCAUCUUCCACCACUCCCCCAUCUUCUCCUCCUAUGUCUCCCCGAACCAUUGUACCACCUAUGACUCCCACCAAAGCUCCUAUCACAUCGACUCAGGUCACCCGGAUACUGGGUGAGUUCCACGACUCCAAGACGGAUCAGGAUCCGUCCGAAUGGAAGCCGGUAAUACCCAUGGGUACCAAUGGUUCGGCCUCGCCGGCUUCAUCGGAAGCCUGGCAGUAUCUGUCCCAAUUCCAUAGCGGUUCUGCCCCCGUCCCGAUGCGCCGUCCCAGGGUGGAACACCGCAGCUCAGCCAGUUUGUUCACGCUGUUGGGUAGUACAGGUGCUCCUCCAUCGCUGACACAUACCCCAUCUACUGCGGCGUCUUCUUUCAGCAGCAAUGCUUCUGACAGCUACCUGAACGAGCUGGCCCAUCGUCCAUUGCCUCCGCGCCGCAAAUCCUACUUCUCGGGCAGUGCUAAUGGCGCGAAGGGCGUUGAGUUAGUUGUCCCUCACAUGGGGGUUCGUGUUGGGGACUCUACUGUCGACAUGAAUAGGGGAUCCAUUUUCCCAGCAAGCAGCGGGCUUUGGGGGGACCACAAUGACAAGUGCCCCGCAACCGUCAGGAUCUCAGGUAGCGUGCCCCUCCACACGCCUGUACGCCCGCAAUAAGAAUCCCUGUGGGCUGCUGGAUUGCUGCUGUCUUCAAUGGGGCUUAAGUGACGUUAUUGUCAUUGUAAGGCGCGUGAAUCUAGGUGUUAUGGGAAUAGUUGGAUUAUAGUUAUCUUUCUUUUGGGUUAA
Aspergillus caelatus is the source of this 1254-nucleotide messenger RNA. RefSeq lists its product as uncharacterized. Bases 145 to 1125 code for a protein of 326 amino acids. The transcript is spliced from 3 exons. Lineage: Eukaryota; Fungi; Ascomycota; Eurotiomycetes; Eurotiales; Aspergillaceae. The record is from RefSeq and is a predicted model, not a curated record.